CACCUCCUGCCUCUGCAGGGACAGCUGACAGCCAUGCCGGGGGAGCCAGGUGGGCACCCAGGCCCUCCAGCCCCAGGGUGUCCGGGUGGGGAUGGCUGCCGGGAGCCAUCGGGGAAGGAGGCAGCGGUGCUGGUGCUGGUGCUGGUGCUGGUGUUGGUGCCGGUGCUGACGCGGCGGGGGAUCCCGGGAGGCCACAGUAAGAAACCAAGAUGCUCCAUAAGGAAAGGAUCCCUGCCUAGGAGGAAUGAUGGAACACCACAGCUCAGGGUUCCCAGCUGAAGGACAAGACAUGCAGUAGGAGGCAGCACUUGUCACCAGAGAGCCAGACCCGGUCCUGCUGCACAGCCCAGGGCACCUCAGGAGUGACAGGACAUGUGCCACAUCAGCUGCCUCCUCCUGGGACUCCUCUUCAUCCUCAGUGUGACCAACAAGGACUCCUUUGCCCAGGCAGGCCGCAGGGUCUGCGCCGCGGUGCUGCCCAGGGGGGCAGCUGCCCACACCGAGUCCCACAUCCAGCCUGUCUACCAGCCCUACCUCACCACCUGCCAGGGCCACCGCCUCUGCAGCACCUACAGGACCAUCUACAGGGUUGCCUACCGACAGGCAUCCAGGGAGCUGCCCCAGCCCAUGGCCUCCUGCUGUCCUGGCUGGAGCAGAGCUAACAGCCACGCACUGGGAUGCAACAGAGCUCUCUGCUGGGUGCCAUGCCAGAACGGUGGGAGCUGCACCUUCCCUGGGAGAUGUGCCUGCCUGCCUGGAUGGACAGGGCCAGCCUGCCAGACAGACGUGGAUGAGUGUGCUGGCCCCAGCCACGGGUGUGCUCAGCUCUGCAUCAACACCCCCGGGAGCUACCACUGUGCUUGCUGGGAUGGCUUCAGCCUGGCUGCUGACACCAAGACGUGCCUGCCCCCGGUGCCAGCCCCCCCGCCAGAAACCUCCAGCCAAGCAGGUCCCCCAGGUGAAAUGAAGGAAGAAAUGAAAGACCUGAAGAGCAGAGUGGAAGCACUGGAGCAGAAACUCCAGUUGGUGCUGGCUCCUUUCCACAACCUGAUGCCAUCUGUGCCCGAGGAGGUUGGCACAGACCCCAUCAGUCGUCUGUCCCACUCCCUGCAGCAACUGGACAGAAUCGACUCCCUGAGUGAGCAGAUCUCCUUCCUGGAGGAGAGGCUGGAAACAUGUUCCUGCAAGAAUGAACUCUAGCUGAGCACACAAGGAGCUGGAGUAAGCCAAGUGCAACCGUAGCUCUUAUCUGACUCUCCAGCCCUGGGUGAGGAUGAAGCCACAGCAUCUCCAGAAAGACACAGGGUAGCAGGAGAAGGCUGAUUUCCUAUCAGCACCUCCAUCAUUUUCUUUUCCAACUCACCUUAUCAAAGAUCAUGCAGUUAUUUCCAAACUGGACUCUGAGCCCUCAGCAUCUCCCCCCCUUCCUGCUGGAGAGGCAGAAAAUAAAUGCCUUACCUCGUGCCACCAGUGCCUGGCUGGCUGUGCCAGAGAGAUUGGCUGGAUGGAAAGCUGUGUGGUGCUCACAGCUUUUACUUUGCAUUACCCUGGGACGUCACCUCCCAGCAGAGCACAGACCUGGCCCAAGCUGCCUCCCCAGUGCUCCCUCUCCCUGCUCUCCUCCCAAGAAAAGCAUGUUUGGAUCCAGGGGAUGGGUGCCACUGGUACCUGUAAAGGUUCUGCACUGACUGGGUAGGGGGUGCCCAUCCCUGCAGCCUCUGUUCUGCUCUCUGGGACCAGUGUCCUUCCAAGGAGGGCUGAAGGUUGGGAUUGUGUUUCACCAGUUCUUAGUAUGGGAGCUGCCCACACUCCUCUCCUCCACCACCCCUGGGCCCUCCAGAGUGGGAAGCAGCUUUUACACAGACCCAAAGGCACAGUCUGGUUUUAUUCCCUUUAAUAGAAAACUCCAACACUCCCCUCAGCAGAGCAGACAGGGACAAACCUGUGCCACUCAGCAGUGCCACCAGGGCUGAGGCCAGGGAGGAAGGGACAGUCCUGCACUCCUGGACUGAGUUCUGGCACCCUCAGGUGUUUACACUGGCACCAGCUCAGCUGUUGGGGUGCCAGAACCAGCACCCACCCCCCAGCACUCUUUGCUCAAGCCCAAGGACCCAGCAGAGCAGCAGUGACCCACCUGGUAGGAGGCUUCCUUCCCUGCUCAGCUGGAGUGGAGCUGCAGGCAAGGGGGUGCCCCAAGGCUUGUACCAAAAAUAAAGCUGCCUGCUGCAGUCACCCAG
Molecule: messenger RNA, 2237 nt
Organism: Calypte anna (Anna's hummingbird)
Lineage: Eukaryota; Metazoa; Chordata; Aves; Apodiformes; Trochilidae
Gene: EGFL7
Product: EGF like domain multiple 7
Exons: 10
Coding region: 373-1200 (275 amino acids)
Biological process (GO): anatomical structure development
Cellular component (GO): extracellular region; cell surface
Molecular function (GO): calcium ion binding; signaling receptor binding
Source: RefSeq, a predicted model, not a curated record